AUGCCGAUCACUCACAUAGUUCUCUUCCAGUUUAAAGCGGGAACUAGCCCCGAUAUCAUUAAAGAUAUUUGCAGUCGCAUGUUAGGCCUGAAAGACACCUGCCUUCACCCUUCGUCCCAGAAACCCUACAUUAGGACUUCAUCUGGUGGCAUAGAUGAUUCUCCUGAAGGCAUCCAGCAUGGCAUCACACAUGCCUUUGUUGUUGAGUUUGCGAGUGCUGCAGACCGAGACUACUAUGUCAAGGAGGAUCCUGUUCAUCAAGAAUUCGUCAAGAGCCUUGAUGGAGUUGUCGAGAAGGCGCAAGCCAUUGACUUCACUCCAGGGGUUUUCUAA
This is a messenger RNA of Aspergillus oryzae RIB40, 333 nucleotides long. RefSeq names its product Dabb family protein. The coding region runs from base 1 to 333 and encodes 110 amino acids. NCBI's taxonomy places the organism in Eukaryota, Fungi, Ascomycota, Eurotiomycetes, Eurotiales, Aspergillaceae. The record is from RefSeq and is a predicted model, not a curated record. The transcript has 3 exons.